ACAGACUACUUCAACAGAAGAGGUGUCUAUGUAAUAUUUCUCUUCAGAAGGAACCUUCUUCGAAGAUUGGUUUCCGUGCUUGCUAACGUAUUCGACAAGAACAGUAAACCCUUAAACGGAACACACAAAUCGCACGUGCAUUCUCAACACGAGGCUCAAGUACUAGCAAAAUACAAGCCUACUCUUAAUGCCACAGUACUAGUAUCCCACCUUAGGGCAGCAGAUCAGGCAGUGGCAAAAGCACUGGAAUACUUCAAAAGCACUCGACACAUUGUUAUCUAUUACGAGGAUAUAGUUAGGAACAGCACUAAACUAACAGAAGUUCAAGAAUUUCUGAAGUUGCCUCAAAGAAAUCUUACAAGCCUUCAAGUUCAGAUUCACAGUGGCCCUCUGGCUAAACAAAUCGAGAACUGGGAGGUCGUCCGGAAGACGCUCAAGGGGACGUCCUACGAAAAUUUCCUACAUGCAGACCACAAAUUGUAGUUGGAAUGGAGUUGGCGCAUGUAAAUAUACUGUCUAAUACUUCCUUUAGAAGAGGGUUAUGACAAUUUGAUCAAAGGGAAAGAGACUACAUUCUGCAAUUGUUAUCUUCUUUAUUGGUAGCAUUGUGGUCUUUACAAACUAAAGGAUCGAGAAAUUAAAUUUUCUGUGCUCCUAAUCAAUCUUAAGGGUAAAUUUCAUGUUAAAUCGAGAAUUAACGUUUUUAACC
Olea europaea var. sylvestris is the source of this 709-nucleotide messenger RNA. RefSeq lists its product as uncharacterized. The annotation marks the transcript as partial. NCBI's taxonomy places the organism in Eukaryota, Viridiplantae, Streptophyta, Magnoliopsida, Lamiales, Oleaceae. The transcript is spliced from 3 exons. The record is from RefSeq and is a predicted model, not a curated record.